CUCUCUGCCUGCAUUGCAUGUGUGCCAUCCGUGUCCGCCCACCCACACGUGUGUGUACACAUGAGGAUGCCAAUUAACGCAACUCUUUGUCCCUUCGACCGAGUGAUCAUUCGUGCGCCUCUCUGCUCUAUCAAAUCACUCCGAGCACCCCACUCGGCAUCACGCAUGGUAACUGCACAGUCAGCCAGGCAGCCAGGCACCCUCACACAACGACCGGAGCGUCACACCAAAAUCGGCCGGCAGAUGAUCGGAGCGCAUGAGAUGCGCUCACACCCACACCCACAGGCAGCCGGCCCUGAGGACGGGCAGGCAUCUCUUCACACACACCUAGCGGUAUGCGAUGCGUCUUCAAGAAACGAUCAGCUACAGAGACGAUGACAGCCAGCACGCGCACACACACAGUGCAGGGCGACAUUCAACAACAUGGCGACAGACGACAAGCAUAUCGCUGCUCACCCACCAGUGUUGAUGGAUGGAUGGAUGGAUCAGCCGCCGCUCUCCGCCUCAGCUGCGCCACCCUCACCUGCCGAGGGCACAGCACAGACACAGACACACACACACACGCACGCACAGCCAUAUAUGUGAUGCAGAUCGACGUGGGGGCCUCUGUGGUGUGUGACUGUGCCCUCCCUCUAUCAAUACCGUCGUCACUGUCGUGAUCUUGCUGCUGAUGCUGCUACUGUACUUCUCCGUCGAAUACGAAUGGCGCCACCGCCCUCAACGCCACGCGAGCCAGCUGAUUGGUGACCGGGAAGCGGUGCUUGAAGGCGCCACUCCUACACACAGCCGCCUCAGUGGUCUCGACACACACCCACACUGCACACCAGGGGGAGAAACAGAAGCACUAAGGAUAUUGCCAGCAGCACUCCCUCUCUGCCACCCUACCGUUGUUGUUUGUUAAUCUGCUGAUGCCAAUCCAUGCGACAAAGGAGUGGGUGCUGUUGGUCAGCACCAGCCGUCGCACAAUACCCUCGUAGCUCACUGUCGUGGUGCAUCCGGCCACCGGUGUGUGGGGCGACUCGGUCAGCAGGCCAUCCAGACGGCCACCACCGACAUUCCUGAACCAACCACACACACCGUCAACGGCUCUCCCCUCUUGCCUUGAGUGCCAUCGAUGUGUUGUCACCUGUUGAGUCUUAUCGAUGUGCGGUUGGUCUGGCGGGUAAGGCUGAAGUGGUGGAGGAUCACGCGCUUGGCAAAUGACGACAGAGACGCAUCGGUGACUUGAUCGUCGGUCGACUCCCAUGUGCCGUAGUGGGCCGAGUAGAGGAUGCCCUCACGCACCGGUGGGUCGUGUGGCUGUCGGUGCUGCCGAUACAGGUGGCCGGCAGGGAGGGGCGGGUCGACCUGCAGCCGGAAGCCAGGCUGGUCCUUGAUGGCCCGCACCUCACCAUUGCCCUGGAACAGCUGCAGGCAGCUGCCGUCACCGAGAAGGACGUGGCGGCCGACCAUCUUGAGGUGCGCCAACACACAGGGAGCCGACACAUACGCCUACACACAGGACCACACACACAGACAGAGAGAAUGAGGCCCUCUCCCUCCCCUCCCAGCCCCUCUGUUUGCUGGCUCACCGUUUUGUUUGUGUGUGUGUUGAUGUCAUCGGCUGUGAGGAUGACAGGCAGGUCACAGUUGCCGCACUGCCCCGCCACCUCAAUCACCUCGCUCAUCUCACCCCAGCCCCCCUCCUCCACCACAAACAAACCCGCCAGCAGAUCAUGUUUGCCGAACUGAUCGUCGUCGAACCGCAGCAGCUGCACUUGCUGCCCAUUCACCGCCCGCCGCAGCCCCGCCUGUGAGCCCAGCGAAUGGCGGAGCCGAUCUCUCAGCUGCGCCGCUCCGAAGAGGUCCCUGAGCCACGUGCAGGUGACCCUCAGCCGCAGGAUGUCCUUGAUGCUGCUGAAGAGGUAGAAGGUGCGGCGGCCGACGAAGAUAUACGAGAAGGUGCUGCUGCUGCUGCUGCUGCUCUGGUUGCUGCAUCUGGGUAGCUAUGAUGUGUUCGACGACAGCCUGCACAGAGCGACAGAGCCGACAGAGGAUCGUGUGCAUCAAGCAUGCUGCUCAUUGAUCUGUCUGCGGCUCACCUCGUUCGAUGCUUAGACGGACAGAUCAGCAGGCAGAGAACUGAAUGCCCCACCACCACCAGCAGCAGCAGCGGCAGAUGAAGAGGCCGCCAUCACCCCUCAACGACACGCCUGUAGCGAUAGGCCGACAGAGAGAGAGAGAGAGAUGCCAACAGAAAAGGACGGCGAACGCAUUGAGGCCAAUGGAUCAGUGAGCGCCUCAGUGAGUCCGUCAGUGAGUGGUCGACCUCCCUCACCUCUGUUUGGCUCUCAGCUCAAUGGCCCGCUUCCACGGGGCUAAAGGGUAUGAAUCCCUGCGUCAAACACAAAUUUUGUGAGCCCGCAGA
Vitrella brassicaformis is the source of this 2407-nucleotide messenger RNA. The record is from the annotation of a GenBank genome assembly. Lineage: Eukaryota; Vitrellaceae.